AUGCUCACGUUCUUCCUGACAAACUUAACCUACCAGGCCUUUGUGUAUGACAAGGCCUGCACUGACAAGUACAACGAGACUUUCUGCACCAGCCUGCGCAACAAGACGUUCCAAGAGGACCACCAAACAGAAGAGGAUUAUGUCCAGUCUGAGACAUCCUACUGGAUCUUAAAGAAAAACAUUGUAGAACGUAUUCCGUCAGGUUUGAUUGUAGUGUUUAUCCUCGGAUCCUGGGGUGACAAAGUGGGUCGGAAACUACCUUUGUUUUUACCCAGUGUGGGGGCAACGUUGUCUUCCAUUGUGUAUUUGAUUCUGUCAAUUUACCCUUCAAGUAAAGUUGAGUAUGUGAUGAUCGCUGGUGCAGUAAAUGGUCUGAGUGGGGGAUUCACGGCCAUGAUAAUGGCUGUGAACAGCUACGUGACGCACAUUGCUAAUCCCACCAAUAGAACUACGCGAUUGGGAAUCCUGGAGGCUGUUAUCUUCUUAGCUGGAACUGUAGGUGUCUUCAUAUCUGGAGUCAUGCUGGACAAUACAAGUUUCACAUUCGUCUUCGCGUUCAUGAGUGGAUGUUCCUUUUUAGGAAUGGUAUACUUUACCUUACGUCUGGAGAACCUAACGGUCGGAACAACUAGACUCGAGAGUGAAAGCUUCUGCGAGUAUUGGAUUCUUGGAUCAAUCAAGGAGUCUGGUCGUUGUGUGAUGAAGAAGAGGCAAGGGAAGAGAACUCUCUGGAUAGUCUUACUGCUCAUUGUCUUCAACCUCCAAGUUAUCGCAGCAGUGUGUGAAAAUGACGUCCUCCUCCUGUACACAAGGCGAGCUCCACUCAGCUGGUCACAGACAACGUUGGGUUACUACCAAGGUCUGGAGAACUUCCUUCGUAGUUUAAUGCUGGUGACAGUUCUGCCUCUGUGUAGGAAGAUGAGGAACACCACUUUAGGACUCUGGGGCUUGACGUCCAAAGGCAUCGGUCUGGUAUUAUUGGGACUCAGCAAACGGACAUGGCAUGCCUUUCUAGUGCCGUUGAUUUCCAUGUUUCAAGGCUUUACAUCAACUGCUAUUCGGUCACUCCUGCCCAGUUUGGUCAGCCAGGAUGAACAGGGUAAGGAUAUCCAGGUUCCGCGUGUUCAUCAUCUGUUCACAGGACGAGCUUUUGGACUCGUGGCUGCCUUGAAUAGCAUUUCUGUAUUGGUGGCAUCCCUCCUCUUCAACGAACUCUACCCAGCAACCCUUGAUUUCUUCCCUGGCCUCAGCUUCAUGUUGGCUGCUGGUCUGUCUGUCGUUGCUGGAGUCAUCAUACUGUGA
Molecule: messenger RNA, 1302 nt
Organism: Haliotis rubra (blacklip abalone)
Lineage: Eukaryota; Metazoa; Mollusca; Gastropoda; Lepetellida; Haliotidae
Product: solute carrier family 46 member 3-like
Exons: 4
Coding region: 1-1302 (433 amino acids)
Biological process (GO): transmembrane transport
Cellular component (GO): membrane
Molecular function (GO): transmembrane transporter activity
Source: RefSeq, a predicted model, not a curated record